AUGCUGCAGCAACAGGAGAACGUAAUCAGUGAAUUGAACUUGUCGAUGCAAGUUGAAUCAUCAAUUGCAGCUGCAGAAUUGCAAGGAUUAAACGAAAUGAGAAAUAUAACGAACAGAAAUGAAAGUGCAAUAGAAGCUGCUGUAAAAAAAGUGUGGUCGAAGAUGAAAAAAGUCGAAGAUACACAAUUUCCAAACAGACAUAAUGAUUUUCAAUCGCCAUCGGAAUGUUGUGGAAACAAUAAGAAGACGACAGCGAAUGAAGAAUUUGGUGUUCAGGAAACUAGAAACGGAUCAGGCCGAAACAAACGGAAGCCAAAUUUCGUUAGGCAUAUCAUUCAAGACAACACUGAGGAGCAAAGUGGAAGUAAAACGGAAAAUGUGCCACAACUCUUUUCUGAUGAUACCGAGGAGGGGCCUGCUGAUUUGAACAAUAGGAAUUGCCAAGAUCAAGUAUUGGACAAACAGUUUAAUAUGGUGAUAUCAGCUGAAAAAUCCCAUAAAAAACGGUUGGAUAAGCGAAAUGGUGAAAAAAUCGACAAUUCAGGAAAUGCUUCAUCAAAUGCUAAACGAAAGCGCUCUGAAUCGAAAUUAUUAAAUCUUAAUCAACAAUAUAGUAACAGAACAUUCUCGUCAUUUACACUAGCAGAGCAAGAAGAACUUCGACGUAAGGCUUUACGUAUUCACGACGGAGCCACAUUUCAGAGUUUUGACGAAUUUCACGAAUGUUUCGAUGCCUACAAGAUCGUAUGGAGUUACCCGUAUAGGGUAGCCAGUUCCGAGAUUCUUCGAGAUGGCGAAGGGCAAGUGAUCAGUCGCUUUAAAUAUAAAUAUAUAGUGUUCCACUGCGUUCAUUAUGGGGCUCCACGUAAAAGGGGAAGAGGUGAACGUAUAAAUCAGAAUUACCUUUCAUUGGGUUGCACCGCCAGAUUUCGUUUAAAUGCUGACACGACCAACGGUUGUCUUCGAAUUUCAUCUUUCCACGAGGAGCACAUUAAUCACGAAUGCACUGAGGACGGUUACUUGCGUAUUAUAAACAAGAAGAGACGAAAUCUAACUGGUGGUAUUGCAUCGAAGAAAAUGAAGGAAAAAAAAGUGAGAGAAACAGGAGAAACAAAGUCGAAAAGCAAAUCACCACAACUAACUGAGCGUGCAAAUGUUUCCGAUGUUGCGGAAGAUAAUUCUGCAUCCGUUAUUUCACCCGCAGAAAAUCCCAGUUCCACCAUUUUAUUAGAAAGAAACUAUGGCGCCAUUAUUUCAUCCCAAGAAAACUCUGCUUUUGUUCCGGUUACUCGUUCCGCAGAAAUAACAGAACACGUUGAUGGAAUACAACAAAUGUCAUUGCAGAAUUUGCUUCCAACAGAUUCCGUCCGGAAGCAAAUAUUCACAAAUCGGUUAAUAGAUCGACUGCAGCGUAUAGAGUAUUUGAUUAUGAACGCUUACAUCAUCAAAUGUGGAGGAUGUCUACCGCAGGAAGUAUACUUACCGUUCAUCUGUGGAGUAUAUGGCGCUGAUUUUUAUCUCUCGGAAUGGUCGAAUGUGCAACUAAGAGACGUUAUGAUAGUGCUUCUGCAGCCACCAGAAAUACUGCUUCAAAGCAAUUUACCCACCGAUAUUUCAAUUGAUGAAGUGAAACAGGUUCGACCACCUGGUAUUCAUCGUGCGAUCACAGCUAUUAGAGAGGAAAAACUAAAGAGAUGCGACAGUAUUUUUGCUCGAUUUGUCCAGCAUAUUUUCAAUGCCAUCUCUCGACCUGAAUUCGUUGUGGCUGUUCGUGAAUUCAAAAAAUUUGCUGAUGACGUAAGAAAUAUGAAUGUUGACAGUAUCAAGUCACAUGACAUCAAUAUGUUACGAUGCUGA
Brugia malayi is the source of this 1857-nucleotide messenger RNA. RefSeq lists its product as uncharacterized. NCBI's taxonomy places the organism in Eukaryota, Metazoa, Nematoda, Chromadorea, Rhabditida, Onchocercidae. The transcript has 11 exons. Bases 1 to 1857 code for a protein of 618 amino acids. The record is from RefSeq and is a predicted model, not a curated record.